UCGCUGGGUCCCUAUCCCGGAUUUCCCUGUCCCAAAUGUUCCCCCGUGUCCCUGUUCUCAUUAUCUUAGGUAUUCCUGUCCCAGGUGCCUCUCUAACCUCUAGAUGUCCCUGUGCCAACUCACCCUGUCCCCAGGUGUCUCUGUUCCAAGUGUCCCAGCUGUCCCUGUCUCCGUGUGUCUCAGUCCCAGGUGUCACACACUCAAGCGUCCCUGUCCCAGAUGACCGUGGUGUUCUGUGUGUCCUGGCAUCAGAAAUCCCAGUCCCAGGUGUCCCUAUCUGCAAGUGUCCCUGUUUCCAGUGUCCCAGCUGUCUCCAGGUGUCCCUCACCCAGUGUCCCUGUUCUCAGUCUUCCAGGUGUCCCUGGGUGUCCCAGUGCCACAGCUGUCCUUAUCUCCUAGUAUCCCAGACCCAGGUGUCUUGACCCAGCUUGCAGAUCGAGAGUGGUGACCAGCCGCCCCAGAACCCCCUCAAAAAGUGUCUCCAGAAGAGUGGCCAUGUGGUUGGGUGCCCGGCUGGACACGCUGCCCACCCCAGCACUGACCAUCGACCGCACCACGGCGCGUCGCAACGCUGAGCGCAUGCGGGAGCACUGCCGGACCCUGGGCGUCCGCCUGCGACCCCACGUCAAGACCCACAAGACGCUGGAAGGCGGUUUGUUGGCCACCGGCGGCACGCGGCGCGGCAUCGCCGUCUCCACGUUGGCCGAAGCGCGUUUCUUUGCGGACGGUGGCUUUGAUGACAUCCUGCUGGCUUACCCACUGCCCACCACACGGCUGGAGGAGUGCGCAGGGCUGGCGCAGCGCCUCGAAGCCUUCCACGUGCUGCUGGACCGCCCCGAGGCGCUGGCCUGCCUGCGGCAGCGGCCACUGGCCCAUGGCAAACGCUGGCUCGUCUGGCUGAAGCUCGACUGCGGCAACGGCAGAGCUGGCGUGCGCCCGACGGACCCUGCAGCCCUGGAGCUGGCCCGGGCCAUCGCCAACGAUGCACCCAAGGAAGUGACACUGGUUGGGGUCUAUGCACACUGUGGGAACACCUAUGGCUGCAGUGGGGCAGACGCCAUCCAGGCCAUCGCCAGGACCACCACCAACGCUGUCCUCGGCUUUGUGGCUGCGCUGCAGCAGGCUGGUGUGCCCUGUCCCCACGCCAGCAUCGGCUCCACUCCCUCCUGCAGCCACCCCAUCUCUGAGAUGUCCCAACUCACUGAGCUGCACCCAGGCAACUACAUCUUCUAUGACCUGCAGCAGACACAGCUGGGCUCCUGCCAGCCCCAGGACGUGGCCAUCCGUGUCCUCACGAGGGUUAUCGGGCACUACGCGCACCGAGGGCAGCUGCUGGUGGACUGUGGCUGGACAGCACUCAGCCUGCAUGGGGCAGGAGGAGGACGGGGCCCCCAGGGCUGCGCUGCCAUCGAUGGGCACCCCGAGCUGCGGAGCACGGGCUGUUGGAGCACGCUGAUGGACAGAUGGAUUUUGGGAAGUUCCCCGUGGGCAGCGUGCUGGCGCUCAUCCCAUACCACGCGUGUGCUACGGCGGCCAUGCACCCUGUGUACUACGUGCACGAGGAGGGGCAGGUGGUGGCCCUAUGGCACCCCGUGCGUGGCUGGUAGGGCCCCAUCCCACUGCCCGUAAUGAGGACCUGCACCCACAAUGAGAUCCUAUAGCCAUAACGAGGUCCUGUGCCCACGAUGACAUCCUACACCUACGCCGAGAUCCUGCAGUCACACCGAGAUCUUGCAACCCUGCUGAGAUCCUCAUGGCCAGCACGAGAUCCUGCAACCACACUGGGAUCCUGCAGCCGUGCUGACAUCCUGUGAGCAUCACGAGGUUGUGGAGCCAUGACGAGACCCUACAUCCAUGAUGAGAGAUCCUACACCCAUGAUGAGAGACCCUACAUCCAUGAUGAGAGAUCCUACACCCAUGAUGAGAGACCCUACAUCCAUGAUGAGAGAUCCUACACCCAUGAUGAGAGAUCCUACACCCAUGAUGAGAGACCCUACAUCCAUGAUGAGAGAUCCUACACCCAUGAUGAGAGAUCCUAGACCUAUGAUGAGAGACCCUACAUCCAUGAUGACACCCGACACCCAUGAUGAGAUCCUACACCCAUAAUGAGAGAUCCUACACCUAUAAUGAGAUCCUACACCCAUAAUGAGAGAUCCUACACCUAUGAUGAGACACCCUACACCCAUGAUGAGAUCCUACACCUACAUGAAGAUAAUGAAACCACACUGAGAUCCUGCGGCCCUGAUCAUGUCCUGCAUCCUUGCUGAGAUCCUAUGCCCAUCUUCAAGUUCUACACCUACACUAAGAUCCUGCUGCACUCACGCUGAGAUUCCACACCUACACCAAGAUCAUGGAAUCAUGGAAUGGUUGGGGUUCGAAGGAACCCAAAGGAUCAUGAAUCUCCAACCCCCCUGCCACAGGCAGGGCCACCAACCUCCACAUUCAAUACUAGACCAGGCUGCCCAGGGCCCCAUCCAACUUGGCCUUGAACACCUCCAUGGAUGAGGCAUCCACAGCCUCUCUGGACAGCCUGUUCCAACACCCAUGUUGAGAUCCUACACCCACACUGAGAUCCUACACCCAUAACAAUGUCUUGCAUCCCUGCUGAGUUCCUAUACACAUCCUAAGAUCCCACACCCAAGACCCUAUACUCACAUUGAGAUCCCACAAACCCAUGCUGAGAUUCCACGCCUACCCCAAGAUCCUACACCCACGCUGAGAUCCUACAAUCAUGCUGAGAUCCCAUAUUUGUGCUGAGAUUCUGCAUCCACUUCCUCAGGAGGGGUCAAUAAAGUCGCUUUUCCCA
Lagopus muta (rock ptarmigan) is the source of this 2806-nucleotide messenger RNA. RefSeq names its product D-threo-3-hydroxyaspartate dehydratase-like. The transcript has 9 exons. Gene Ontology annotation, biological process: D-serine catabolic process. Lineage: Eukaryota; Metazoa; Chordata; Aves; Galliformes; Phasianidae. Bases 496 to 1629 code for a protein of 377 amino acids. The record is from RefSeq and is a predicted model, not a curated record. Gene Ontology annotation, molecular function: D-serine ammonia-lyase activity.